AUCUUCUUUCUACUAUUCCCCUUUCGCCGGAAACCGAGUCGGCUCAUUGAGUCAAACCAAAACCAAUGGGUAUAUGCAGCUCGUACGAGUCGACACAAGUCGCGACGGCGAAGCUGAUCUUACACGACGGAAGGAUGAUGGAGUUCACAAGUCCGGUCAAAGUUGGUUACGUGUUACAGAAGAAUCCGAUGUGUUUCAUUUGUAACUCCGAUGAUAUGGACUUUGACAACGUUGUAUCAGCCAUUAGCGCCGACGAGGAGUUUCAGCUUGGUCAGCUUUACUUUGCUCUUCCUCUUAGCUCGCUUCAUCAGUCUCUUAAAGCCGAGGAAAUGGCUGCAUUGGCUGUUAAAGCUAGCUCUGCUCUCAUGAGAAGUGGUGGUUCUUGUGGCCGAGAUAAAUGCCGUUGUCGCCGGAAAUGUGUGUCUCCGGUGAUCUUUUCUGCUCGGAGAGUGGCGGCGGUGGGAUCUAAUGGAGAGACAAGGAAUGGGAAAAGACGCGGUGGUGGUGGUAGCGAGAGGAGGAAGUAUGCGGCGAAGUUGAGUAAGAUUGAAGAGUGAAGGGUAGUUUGGUGAUUUAGUUAUUAUUGUAGGGUUAAGUUUGUAAAUAUGUAGUUAUUAUUGGAGGACCAUUACAUAUUUUUGUGCCUAAUGCAAAUUGCAUUUUGCAACGUGGGAAAAGUGAUUGUACUUGGUUUACUAAUCAUAUUAUUUGAUAAAGACCAAAAAAAUCUCAUAUUAUGGAUUAAAAUUCAAUUUUGUUA
Messenger RNA from Arabidopsis arenosa, 760 nucleotides. The record is from the annotation of a GenBank genome assembly. NCBI's taxonomy places the organism in Eukaryota, Viridiplantae, Streptophyta, Magnoliopsida, Brassicales, Brassicaceae.